CUUGCAUCUUUUUCUUUUCACGCAGCCUUCCAUCCCCUUCCUUUCUUUCUCUCUUCUCUCCAAAUCUUGAUUUCUUAUCCAUUUCAAGAUCUCUCCCCUUCUUUAAAGCUUCUCAUUUUUAUCAUCUUCCCCCCUCCAACCUUCUUCUCCCGCUUCUCUCCUCUUCCAUUUUUUUUCGUUUCAAAUGCAGGAGCUACAGUAAUCGGAUGAACGGGGAGAGCUUGGUGACGUUGGAUAGCUUGACAUGGGGAGGCAACAAUGAAGGUGUAGACCAAGAAGCUUUGAAUGACUUGAGCAGAUCUUCUUUUCUUGAUUUUGUUUUCUUGAUUUUGUUUUCUUGAUUUUUUGGUGUGUUUUCGAAAUAAAAAGGGUUGUCUGUCUCACAGACAACAUGUAAGUGCAGUUUCUGUAUUUGUUUGUAAGACUCGUGAAGUUGUCUGUCAUUUGAAAAAAAAAUGUCUGUAAUUGACAUUUAAUUAAUUGUUUGUCAUUUGCUUGUUAGUUGCUUGUAUUUGUUUUGAGUUGUCUGCAAUGACUUGUCUGUCAUGUUUUUGUGAGGAGUCUGUAAGAGUCGUGAAGUCUUCUGUCACUUUAAAAAUACAUGUCUGUAACUCAUAUUAGUUUUUUGUCAUUUGAUUGUGAGUUGUAUGUAAUUUUUGGUGUGUAUUUUUUGAGAUGUAGUUAGUUGUCUUUAAAGUUGCCUUUGGAAGUAGAUUGGUUAAAGUUUAUAAGUCUAUAAAAAUAAUGUAUGUUUGGUUAUCUUUAUUGUCUGUCUAUAUAUACG
Cuscuta europaea is the source of this 784-nucleotide messenger RNA. The record is from the annotation of a GenBank genome assembly. NCBI's taxonomy places the organism in Eukaryota, Viridiplantae, Streptophyta, Magnoliopsida, Solanales, Convolvulaceae.